AUGAAGUUUCUAACCCUUAUUGCCAUGUUUCUUGUCGGCCUUGUUGCUCCUGUUGCCAUCCCCCUCCCAUUCAAAAACAAGAAUCUACUGUCUAGAACAGGCCAGAGCUCUCCUCGAAUUUCUCACCGUGGAUUUGUGAAGCCCCGAAAGAUCACCAAAUGCCGCGCCAAUGUCGACUGCUCCCCAGGAGUCUGUUACGACGGCAUCUGCCUCAAUUCAGAUAAGUAUGGCCCCGGAGUGGUCAUACAACCUGGAUCAGACCCUCGAUGCCGCAACAACACCGAUUGUAACCCGGGCACAUGUUCCCAAGGCAUCUGUAUCGCUCCUGUUUAG
This is a messenger RNA of Aspergillus caelatus, 333 nucleotides long. RefSeq lists its product as uncharacterized. Lineage: Eukaryota; Fungi; Ascomycota; Eurotiomycetes; Eurotiales; Aspergillaceae. The record is from RefSeq and is a predicted model, not a curated record. The coding region runs from base 1 to 333 and encodes 110 amino acids. The transcript is spliced from 2 exons.